Molecule: messenger RNA, 826 nt
Organism: Dipodomys ordii (Ord's kangaroo rat)
Lineage: Eukaryota; Metazoa; Chordata; Mammalia; Rodentia; Heteromyidae
Gene: Guca1b
Product: guanylate cyclase activator 1B (retina)
Exons: 4
Coding region: 30-635 (201 amino acids)
Biological process (GO): visual perception
Cellular component (GO): photoreceptor inner segment; cone photoreceptor outer segment
Molecular function (GO): calcium ion binding; calcium sensitive guanylate cyclase activator activity
Source: RefSeq, a predicted model, not a curated record
CGACCCUUGCUCCGACGGUGUGGGCCAGGAUGGGGCAGCAGUUCAGCUGGGAGGAGACGGAGGCGGCUGGGGAGAUGGACGUGGCGGAGCUGCAGGAAUGGUACAAGAAGUUUGUGGUGGAGUGUCCCAGCGGCACCCUCUUCAUGCACGAGUUCAAGCGCUUCUUCAAGGUCACGGGCAAUGAGGAGGCCACUCAGUAUGUGGAGGGCAUGUUCCGAGCCUUCGACAAGAAUGGGGACAAUACCAUUGACUUCCUGGAGUACGUGGCGGCCUUGAACCUUGUGCUGAGGGGCACCCUGGAGCACAAGCUGAAGUGGACCUUCAAGAUCUAUGACAAAGACCGCAAUGGCUGCAUCGACCGCCUGGAACUCCUGGACAUCGUGGAGGCCAUCUACAAGCUGAAGAAAGCCUGCCGGGUGGAGAUGGACAUGGAGCAGCAGGGCCAGCUGCUCACGCCUGAGGAGGUGGUGGACAGGAUCUUCUUGCUGGUGGAUGAGAAUGGAGAUGGCCAGCUCUCCCUGAAUGAGUUCAUCGAAGGCGCCCGCCGUGACAAGUGGGUGAUGAAGAUGCUGCAGAUGGACGUGAACCCCGGCGGCUGGAUCACCCAGCAGAGAAGAAAAAGUGCCAUGUUUUGAGCAGUCCGCAGGCUGGGAGACUGGCAGAGCCCAGCGGAAGUCCACAGCCCUCCUGAGGGUCCAGACUCCCCCCGGGUCUCCCAGCUCUGAGCGGGGCCUGGCACAGGCUCCUCAGGCCACUCACGCUGGUAUGGACGGGGUGGACGGGCACCUCCUGUGCAGGGGUGAGUGGGGACCAGCAAUGACUUCUG